Andrographis paniculata is the source of this 499-nucleotide messenger RNA. RefSeq lists its product as uncharacterized. Gene Ontology annotation, cellular component: nucleus. NCBI's taxonomy places the organism in Eukaryota, Viridiplantae, Streptophyta, Magnoliopsida, Lamiales, Acanthaceae. Bases 59 to 499 code for a protein of 146 amino acids. The transcript is spliced from 4 exons. The record is from RefSeq and is a predicted model, not a curated record. Gene Ontology annotation, biological process: regulation of DNA-templated transcription.
GAGGAGCCUGUCCAACUCGGCCGUUUUGCCAACCACAUCGGUUGCUUGUGUGUUCUUUAUGGUGACUGAGCUGCAUGAUGCAAUGUCAUGCAUGCGGCAAAUGACCCGGGAUCUUGCGGCAGGAUGCAAGUUUCAGAGUAUUAACAAACAAUGCCCUAUUAUGUAUUGUCAGAAGUGUCUCUUGAACAGAUAUUGCGAGACGGCUGAAGAAGUAGCUAGUUUGGAGCAAUGGACUUGCCCCGAAUGCAGGGGCAGCUUUGGCAUGAAAAAGGAGGUGACAAACCCGCUGGUAUCCUCACCAAUGAAGCAAAAGCUAGAAGAUCUUCCUCUGUAUCUGAAAUGCUACUUAGAACGACGCCCUGCAAGCAAAUUUGCUGCAAGAAAGGCAGCUUCUUCGAAUUGCAUGCAUGAUUUCCUAUUUUUUCACAUGGACUGCCACGUGCACCAAAAGUUAUUUCUCUUGUUAAUGACGUGGCAUAGUCCUUCAAAAAACGCAUGA